Messenger RNA from Suricata suricatta (meerkat), 1751 nucleotides. RefSeq names its product methyltransferase like 8 (gene METTL8). Lineage: Eukaryota; Metazoa; Chordata; Mammalia; Carnivora; Herpestidae. The transcript is spliced from 10 exons. The record is from RefSeq and is a predicted model, not a curated record. Gene Ontology annotation, molecular function: tRNA (cytidine-N3)-methyltransferase activity.
CUGCGCCUUGCGGCUACCGCCGCUCUUCCGUGUCGGCGUGCCGCGCGGGGCAGAACCGUAGGGGCGCUGUGUUGCCGCCGCCUGGUCUCGGUUCGCUGUGUGAACCUUGCUUCCCGGAUACCCUCAAGUCUCUCAGCUCCCGACUUUUCGCUCUAGAAGGCCCUGGCCGAGCGCCGCUGUGUUGAAAGCCACCCCCCUUCUCCCCACAAAGCAGUGUCCUGUGCUAAAGGUACUGAUUAGGAUGAAUGUGAUUUGGAGAAAUUCUGUUUCCUGUCUAAAGAUAAGAAAGGUGCCGCAUAGAUACCAAAGUGGCAAUCACCCAGUGGCCCCUCUGGGAUCAAGGAUUUUAACUGACCCAGCCAAAGUUUUUGAACACAACAUGUGGGAUCACAUGCAAUGGUCAGAAGAAGAAGAAGAAGCAGCUAGAAAAAGAGUAGAGGAAAAUUCAGCUGUGCGAGUCCUUCUGGAAGAACAGGUUAAGUAUGAGAAUGAAGCUAGUAAAUAUUGGGACACAUUUUAUAAGGUUCAUAAGAAUAAGUUUUUCAAGGAUCGUAAUUGGCUGUUGAGAGAAUUUCCUGAAAUUAUUCCAGUUGAUCAAAAAACUGAAAAGAAGAUGCAAGAAUCAUCGUGGGAUAAUGUGAAAACUGGUGCUGCAGAUUGUUUCUCAAGAACGCACUGCCCUACUCCGACUGAAGAAAACAAUCGUAGCAGGAAAAGUUGUGGGUCGUCAGAUUGUCCAAGCAAAGUAGGAUCUCAUUUUUCCAAGCUAGACUCUAAAGAACACAGCUAAGGACCUCUGAAGACUGAGCUGUUUCCUGGAAGCAGUGCCACUUUCAGGAUCCUUGAGGUUGGCUGUGGUGCUGGAAAUAGUGUUUUUCCAAUUUUGAACUCUUUACAGUAUGCUCCGGAGUCCUUUCUUUAUUGCUGUGAUUUUGCUGUUGGAGCUGUGGAACUAGUAAAGUUGCACUCGUCCUACAGAGCAGCUCAGUGCUGUGCCUUUGUUCAUGAUGUUUGUGAUGAAGACUCGCCCUACCCUUUUCCAGAUGGGAUCCUGGACGUCAUUCUCCUUGUCUUUGUGCUCUCUUCUAUUCACCCUGACAGGAUGCAAGGUGUUAUAAACCGACUGUCCAAGUUACUGAAGCCUGGGGGAAUGCUGUUAUUUCGGGACUAUGGAAGAUAUGAUAAGACUCAGCUUCGUUUUAAAAGGGGGCAUUGCUUAUCUGAAAAUUUUUAUGUUCGAGGAGAUGGUACCAGAGCAUAUUUCUUUACUAAAGGGGAAGUCCACAGUAUGUUCUGCAAGGCUGGGUUAGAUGAGAAGCAAAAUCUGGUUGAUCGUCGCUUACAAGUUAAUAGGAAAAAACAAGUGAAAAUGCACCGAGUGUGGGUUCAAGGCAAAUUCCAGAAACCAUUACACUUGACUCAAAAAACCUCCAAAUUGGUAUUGUCACUCCUUUCUGAUGGCUGAGUUCUGUACCAUGGUAAGGUACAAACCAGAGGAUUACAGUGUUUAAAGACUUCUGUAAAUCUUUCAUUUUUAAAAGGGAAGACAGGAGAAUUUGUCUAUCCUGCUGUUUAUCGUGGGUGAGCUCUUUUUGUUCAUUUUAAGCACUUGUAAAUGAUUUGGAAGAGUAUACCAUAUUCUGUGUUUUCAAAACAAUAUGCUCAAGCUUGUUUGGGUUUAUUGUGUCUAACCAUUUUGUUUGUUCUUUGAAUUUUAUAAGCAUUCAAUUAAAUGACUGAUAUAAAUCAGA